Sinocyclocheilus rhinocerous is the source of this 2586-nucleotide messenger RNA. It is a transcript of the gene elf2a, whose product is annotated as E74-like factor 2a (ets domain transcription factor). The record is from RefSeq and is a predicted model, not a curated record. Gene Ontology annotation, molecular function: sequence-specific DNA binding; DNA-binding transcription factor activity, RNA polymerase II-specific. Gene Ontology annotation, cellular component: nucleus. Lineage: Eukaryota; Metazoa; Chordata; Actinopteri; Cypriniformes; Cyprinidae. The transcript is spliced from 10 exons. Gene Ontology annotation, biological process: regulation of transcription by RNA polymerase II; cell differentiation. The coding region runs from base 366 to 1799 and encodes 477 amino acids.
UGUAUGUUACGUCAGUUACGGUUGCUGCGCAGUUCGUCAGUCAGAUCCUGCAACGGGAGGCCCGAGACCAGCUACGGAAAACAUUAGCUACUACACCAACGCAGCCUGUCAAAACUCAUAUCUUUUUAUAUUUUACAUUGACCAAAUAGACAUCUGUCUAUCGCAUGCAUGCGUGCUCUUUAUCAGCGAGCAGUUCGCGCAAGUUGACCCGCUUUAACAUCAGUCUCAUUAGCAUGGUUAGCAUGCUAACCUUAUGACAGAGUGCACUCGACUGUCUUGAGGUGCACCAAACGGCUGUGACGUCACUCAAGGUCAUCAGCAGGGGCGCAGUGGAUAAGUGCGGUUCUGACACAGAGGAAUGAGUCAUGACCACUGUGGUGAUUGUAGAUAGUGGAGGGAAUAUAUUGGAGUAUGUCGCUGGAGAUGAGGAAGCUCAGCAGGAGUAUUGUCCUGAUGGGGUGGAGGCUGACGGAGAGAAGGCCUGCCCUGCAGUGAUAGUGGAACAGGUGAAUAGUGCUGAUGUGGAGCAGUGUUAUGCUGCUCAGGUGUUAGUCUAUGAUGAUCAGAAUACCUACCUGGUGCAGGAUGUGGCUGAGGAACAGGUUGUGGAGACUGAGUUGCAAGAGAUGGCAGCAGUGGAGGUCUCUGUGCAUGAUAAAACUAUUGAAGCAGCUGAAGCUCUGCUGCACAUGGAUUCACCGGCCAGCUUGCAGGGCGAUCGCAGCACAGAGGAGCUUUUAUCUGAGGUGGAGGUGGAAGUGAGAACAGAGGAUAUGGGAUAUAUAUAUAUUACAGGACGAAAACCCAGAGCUCCACGGAGUUUCUGUGAUGGUUCUCUGGAUAUGGUCUAUAAGAGGAAAUCAAAAGACAGCAAGGGCUCAACUACUUACCUGUGGGAGUUCCUAUUGGACCUUCUGCAGGACAAGGAAACCUGUCCAAAGUACAUUAAGUGGACUCAGAAAGAGAAGGGCAUAUUCAAGCUUGUGGACUCCAAAGCGGUGUCUAAAUUAUGGGUGGAGGUCUCUGUGCAUGAUAAAACUAUUGAAGCAGCUGAAGCUCUGCUGCACAUGGAUUCACCGGCCAGCUUGCAGGGCGAUCGCAGCACAGAGGAGCUUUUUUCUGAGGUGGAGGUUGAAGUGAGAACAGAGGAUAUGGGACCCGUUGCCAAGGAUAUUGUUGUCCUGCAGGAGACCGAUUUACUGAAGAAGAAAAAAAGAGAUCGCACCUAUCACAAUGCUUUUUUUGUUGUUUCCAGGACAGUGAGGCUUGCCAUGCAGGUUCCUGUACUCAUGACAACACGGGGUCAGAAAAUCUCCACAGUAACUGUCAACUCUCCCACCGUCCGCUCGCCGAUCCUCCAUGCGCCCAACUCAGUCGCUGGGGGUAACAGCGCAGGCAAAGUGGUUCUCCAGGCCGUGCCAACGCUAGUGCCUGCUCGGGGCCAAAGCGGUGAGAGGAUCACCUUGCAGCUCAUCACCCUUCCCACCAUACCUGGCAAACCCGGCACUCCCAUCACUCUGAGUACACUCUCCCCCGUCACCGUGUCUACCAGCAACACCCAAGUCCUGAAGCUCGCCGUCCCCUCCAACAUCUCCACGACCGCCUCCACAGCUCCUGUAACUGUGGUGACCUCGCAGCCAGGAGUGACUGUGGUGCCGAACGCACAGCCAGCGAUGACUUUACAGGAUGUGACUAUUAUUAAGGUUGAAACUCCUGAGGUUUCCGUGGAUCAUACAGUUAACGUGGCUGUGGAGAACACACCGAGCACAGAGAUGAACCCCACGACCACACUGAGCUGAGCAAACAUCAAAUAUCACUGCAUUCACUCACAGGAACCGACAUCAAUGCUUGUGACACAGUUGCAAAUAAAACAAGUGAUGUGAAGAGUGGCUGUCUCUUAUUUGAAACGGAUGAAACCAGAACUACAGCUCAGACGCUUGUUGACGCCCAACAAUAUAACCACCAUGUGUAGCCUGAGCCUGGGUUAGACUUUUCUUUCUUUUAUUUCUUAAAUGUAUCUAUUCAAAUCACGCUUUGUUAUAGCAUACCAUCUGUGCUGUGAUGCUGUAGGAACGAACCUCACUUGGUGCUAAAGACUGAGAGGAAGUCACGUGGGUGAAGAGAAACAGCCAAGAUUUUGAUCACCUGGUAAUUUGGAGCAUAAAAUAAUCUGCAUAGACAUACAAUUGUGGUAGUUAAUGAUAAUAAAACAAACAGCCUUAGGUCAGCUUUUUCCUCCUAAAUCAUUACUAAAAGUAACUGAUUGUGCUUUGUGUAAAUAUGAAUUUUUUUUUUUUUUUGCUAUUUUGUACCAAGAAGUGUUUUUUUUUUACAGUUCAAAGGAAACUGUUUUCUGAAGGACAUUCAAAUGUUUUUUUUCUGUCAUUUCAGACUUUUUCAAUAAUUUUCUUUCUGUGCAUUUAUCACUGUUUUCUGUAUCAUGCAUUCACUGCUUUGUAUUUUGCAGAUCAUUUUUUUCACAUGUACAAAAAAAGGGAAAGAAUGUCUGAUACAGUAUAUUGAAUAUUCAAUAUAUGAAGCAUAUAUUUUGUUGUAUUCUUACCCUAAAGUUGUAUCCAAGUAGAU